ACAGCAAACCAACUCAUACCGUUUGAUUCUCCCGUGCUGUUGGGUGCGUUGGGCACAGCUAGACGAAAGCCCUUAAAGACGCAGUUAUUCCGUGAACAUGAAUAGACACCCUCCAGAAUCGUCGCGAGUGUAGACCGACCGUUUUACGUAGGUUGUGCGUGUGCGGGCUUGUGAAAGUAUGGAACAACGAAUACAAAGUGCUGUGUUGUGUGCGGGAUGAUGCAAUGUGCGCGAAUACAAGCCGUCCGAUACAAACAACGCAGGCCACUAUGAUUCGCGAAAAUUCUAUUGUGCAUGUUUUGACGUGAAAGUGGUUUGUUGCAUUGCGCACUGUGCUGCCCCGGGAAUGUGUGUGAAUGUGGGACAAAAGGCCAGCUAGCCGCCCAUGUAACGCCGCCCUUGAAACAUUUCCUCGAAAACAAUGGAAGAACGAGUACUUUGCCUCUAAACUUGGAGAGAGUGUUAUUAUUUUGACCAACUUUAUUUUCCUGCUGCCUAUGCAAAGGCAAAACAAAACUGACUUCAUUUUUCCACCGUGCGAACGCAUAGAAAACUGUAAAACCAAAGGUCACUGUAAAGCGUCCAAUUUUUUAGUAGAAUCUAGAAAACCAAGUGCUUACAAUACAACAGAAUACGACAGCGGCAGAGCGAGAAAACAACAUGUACGGGAAGGUGCAAGUGUGUGUGUUGCUUCUGCUGGUGGCGGCUGGUGGAUCCACGGCGGAAGAAAAAAUUGCGUCUCCCUCCUCGUUGUCUCAGCAGCAGGACUGCACAGCCGUUGCGAAGGAUGAAGAGACGAUGCUCGUGUUUUCCACCCUCGGCGGGGGCCUGACCGCGAUCGAUCCACUGACGGGAGAAACGCGCUGGUCCAUCGCAGACGAGCCGGCGAUCCGUGUGCCUGCGCCGUCCGACACGUCUGCCCACUAUCUGCCCGAUCCGCGCGACGGAAGCCUGUAUCGUAUGAAUGGGCUCGAGGGUGGCCUGAAAAAGCUCCCGUACACCAUCCCCCAGCUGGUGGCCAGUGCACCGUGCCGGUCAAGCGAUGGCAUCCUGUACUCCGGCAAGAAGAGCGACGUCUGGUUCCUGAUCGAUCCCAAGACGGGCCAGCGGGAGAAGGUGCUCGGGUUUGGGGGAGCGCCACCGCAAGCAGCGUCCAAAGACGCCGACGGCACGGACUCGAUUGGCUGGGCGACGUCCCGCGCAGUGUAUCUGGGCCGCACGCAGUACACCGUCAUGAUGUACGACAGUCUCGCUACCGAUCGGAACAGCAAGCCGUGGAAUGUGACGUUUUUUGACUAUUCGGCCCAUUCGAUGGCACCGGAGCUGACCAAAGAGUACGAGUUCCUACACCUUACCAGCAGCUCGUCCGGGUUGACGGCCACGUUUGAGCAGAACAAAGGGACACCGAUGUGGCAGAAGGAUCUUUCCAGCCCGGUGGUAGCCGUUUUUCUGCUCGGUUCGGAGGGACUGCUGAGCGUGCCGUUUCAGACCGUGUCCGACGAGGUGCUGCAGGAGAUAAAUGAAAGAGCCGAGAGCGGCAAUUUUGACGACAUGAAACUAUUUGAAACCGUGUACAUUGGCGAAGCUGGCAACAAUUUGUACGCCAUACCAUCGCUGGUAGACAAAAACACCGCCACACUGCCCUCGGAACCGUCGAUCAAUUUGUUGGGUGGUCCGCUAAAGAGACGUCCGGCAUCGUCACCCUCGUCGUCUGCUGCAUUGAGUGAAAACAAUCAAGAUGAUGCGCCUGGGCGAGGGCUCAUUUCGAAAGCCAGUCGCCUUGGAGGGAAGAAUGAAAACAUUAUAAUACUGGGCCACUACCAGACGCCAAAGACGGACGAUAGCAUAAAGCUGGAUAUCGCGCCAAGUGGUCCAGCCUCGAUGGGGAAAGGUUUGUGGAAGCAUCACGAACUAUCCACCAUGCUGGUCGGUGGACCGCCGGGAGUAGCUUUACCCAAGCUGAAAACACCCAAACGCCCCCAAAGUACUAUCGGCGUACCGACGGACGACGACGACGACGACGACGGAGAGCAUGAGCUCGAAUAUGGAGAAACGAACGAAACGAACUCGAUGAAGCUGCAGGGCAGCACAGACUUUAUAAGAGCGUUGUUCAGCCGGUUCUAUAUGGACACCAAACUGUGGCUCGACGCACAGCCGAACAAGCUGCCCACGAUUCUGCUCAUCACGCUGUUCGGCUUGGUUGUCUUCGGCUUUUACUAUAUCAAUCUUCAGAUGAAAGCGCUGAAGGAGCAGAGCCAGCAAGGUUCGCAAACGAGCAACUCGAACAGAAGUUCGGGCGGGAGUGGAGGAAGCGGCAGCGGUAGCUAUAGCGAGCCGAUGGAUUUCGGCGACGGCGAGAUGCGCGUGGGCAAGAUCAACUUCAACACGCAGAAUGUGCUGGGGAAGGGCUGCGAAGGAACGUUCGUGUUUCGGGGGAUGUUCGAGAAGCGCGAGGUGGCGGUGAAGCGCAUCCUGCCCGGCUGUUUCACCCUGGCGGACCGUGAAGUGACGCUGUUGCGCGAGAGCGAUGCGCAUGAGAAUGUGGUGCGGUACUUCUGUACCGAGCAAGAUCGCCAGUUCCGGUACAUCGCGGUGGAGCUGUGUGCGGCGACGCUGCAAGACUACGUGGACGGUAAGGGCACCUCGACGGUGGUCGCCGCCAACACGGUAACGGUGGGGCUGCUGCGCAAGAAAAUAUCCGCCCUAGACAUCCUCAGGCAGGCGACGAGCGGGCUGAUGCAUCUGCAUUCGCUCAGCAUUGUGCACCGGGACAUUAAGCCGCAGAACAUUCUGCUCUCGCUGCCCGACAACAGGCAGCGCGUCCGGGCGAUGAUAUCCGACUUUGGCCUAUGCAAAAAGCUCAACUACGGCAAGGCGAGCUUCUCCCGCCGGUCCGGUGUGACCGGUACGGACGGUUGGAUCGCGCCGGAAAUGCAGCGUGGCCAGCGGGCGACCACCUCGGUGGACAUCUUUUCGCUCGGCUGCGUUUUUUACUACGUGCUAUCGGACGGAUUUCAUCCCUUUGGCGACAAUCUGAAGCGGCAGGCAAACAUCCUGUCCGACGAGUUCGAUCUCGGCAUGCUGCGGAGAGAAAACUCACAACCCGACUGCCGCACGAUACUGGCCGAAGAGCUGGUCACCGAUAUGAUACGGUCGGAACCGGGCAAGCGACCCUCCGCCAAAGCCGUCUCCAGGCAUCCGCUGUUCUGGAACAACGGCCGAAUACUCGCGUUCCUGCAGGACGUCAGCGACCGGGUAGAAAAGCUGGAAGUGAUGACCGAACCGCUGCGAUCGCUGGAGAAAAACGCACGCUUUGUAGUGCGUGAGGACUGGAGCCGAUAUCUGGAUGCCGAAAUUACAGCCGAUUUAAGAAAGUUCCGUGGCUACCAGGGGUACAGCGUGCGGGAUCUUUUGCGUGCACUAAGGAAUAAGAAACAUCACUAUCACGAGCUAACCCCGUCCAUGCAAAGUGCGCUCGGGACGAUACCGCACCAAUUCACCCAGUACUGGAUCAGUCGGUUUCCGCGCCUGCUCUCUCAUAGCUACCAUGCGCUGGCGGACUGCUCGCGGGAACCAAUCUUUAGGCCCUACUACAACGAGGACGAAGAAACGGAGAAUGCGAGUGGCGCUGUCCCUUCUCUGUCCAACGGGUACAAGUUUACCAAACCGAGCUAUUUCAAGGAGGAAAACAACGAUAAUUACGAGCUAAUCCGAUACUACGAAAAUGCUCAGCAGAUGAAAAAUGCCACGAAAAGUCCAAAGCGACGGCCGCCUGCCGGCGCGGACGGCAGUGGACAGGAUGGAGCCACACCGGAACGAAAGCCGGCAAUGGGGGCAGGUCCCAAUAAGCGAGGUACGUAUAAUUUCGGUAAAGCCACUGCCGUUGGCUUCAUUACGCGCCAGCAAAUGCGCGAGCCUGUAGAGCCCGGGACAGCGGGGACGGACGAUCAGCAGCGAUCUUUAACGGUAGCAAAUGGUAACACUAGUGAAGUAAGAGAAUCGAUGAACGCUGAAGGUAGUGCUGCUAAUCAGAGAAGAAGAUACACGCCCACUGGGGGUGAUAAUCAAACUGGUAACCAGAAUAACACAAUGAAACGGCGAGAGGUGCAAGCGAAGGUGACGUGGAACUUAGAUUCCAUGGUGACGCAGACGGAGCAUAGGGAUGAGUAAGUAGUUACGUUCUUUCAUUUCUUCAUAUCUUUUUCACCUGUGGAUGGGGAAAAUGUGACCAUUUUUAGCUUUAUGCGAUUGCGAUGCGAUUCUAGCACCGAUUUUGUCUACAUGAUGUGGAUGAAUGCAAAAAGCGUUUCGAAGCAGGAUGCUGCAGUGCAGCAUUAUUAUCGCAACAUUUGCUUUUUUAACACCUUCCUCUGUGUUGUCUAUAUUGUGAGGCGAGCAGUGAUGCACUUUAUCUUUAUUUGAUCUUCUUGUUUGAUAUUUACUGCGAACGCAACGUUAAAAUUGCGUUAUAGUUUCCCCCAUCUGUACCGGUUUAGUCUUUAGUCACAUUGAUCUAUAAGCACACGUGUUUAAUCUUUAAACAAAUUCUACAAACACACUGCAACAUCCUUCAUAAUCACGUUUUAUUGAGGCAAUUGAUUGUGCCUACAUAUUGUGAUAAGAAGUGAACAACGAUGGAUGAAUCGCUCAUUUCAUGAUGCUGAUGAGAUACCCGGUGCAGGGUAACCGUUUGAUUUGUGCUGCCUCUUCGCUAUUAAGCGAUUUUAGAAGCUCAACAUUGAGAAACUAACCUUCAAACCAAGAUCCCCGGACGAUGUUUCGGAAGGGAGUGAUGCAAUCUAAAUCGUACACUUAAGUCAAAAACACAUUGCGACUUUGUCUGUGAUAUCGUGUGGUAGCGUUUAAUUAAGUAAGUUGAUAUAACAAUGCACUUGUGCGUCACCCAACAUGUCGAUAGUGAUAAUUUUGUACUGACUAAGAGAAAGAGAGAGAGAGAGAGAGAGGACACGAUUAGUGCACUAAAUAGGAAAAUAUACAACACAUGUCGCCGAUUGAAACAUCAAGCUAAUUUAAACAAAGUAAGGGUAGGUUAAUUUGCAGCAGGGCUGGGGAGGAUACUGCUGUAAUGUCGCCAAAAUAAACAAAAAAAAACUGAAAAGUUGUUUGAAAAGUGAACGACAUUCGGUUAUUUCACAAAGUGUAAAAUAAAAAAGCAUUUAGAUUGGGGUAACUUAAACAAUAUUGCUAGUGCCGUUUGAAAACUAAUGUAAUUGAUUUUGGAGUAA
Messenger RNA from Anopheles arabiensis, 5246 nucleotides. RefSeq names its product serine/threonine-protein kinase/endoribonuclease IRE1 (gene Ire1). NCBI's taxonomy places the organism in Eukaryota, Metazoa, Arthropoda, Insecta, Diptera, Culicidae. The transcript has 5 exons. Gene Ontology annotation, cellular component: IRE1-TRAF2-ASK1 complex. Gene Ontology annotation, biological process: intrinsic apoptotic signaling pathway in response to endoplasmic reticulum stress; mRNA processing; protein phosphorylation. The record is from RefSeq and is a predicted model, not a curated record. Gene Ontology annotation, molecular function: ATP binding; protein serine/threonine kinase activity; RNA endonuclease activity. Bases 661 to 4170 code for a protein of 1169 amino acids.